AUGUCGCUCCCUGGACGCAGGCCCUGGGCUCUGCCCUCCUUCUGCUUCUAUGUUCUGGUCCUGGCCUGGGUUGUGGCAUGCCAGCAGGAAGUGCCUACAGGAUCCCCAAGUCCCCCGCCAGGGCGGGCCAGUGGUCUCUGGGGCCUGGUGCGGGGCAAGGUGAAGGAGUUCAUGGAGCCGCUGGUGACCAAGACCAGAGAGAGGUGGCGGUGGUUCUGGGGCCCCUCGGCCUUCCGGGACUUCAUGCAGACCUACUAUGAUGACCACCUGAGGGACCUGCGUCCCCGCGCCCAGGCCUGGCUCCGCAGCUCCAAGGAGAGCCUCCUGAACAAGGCCUACAACAUGUGUCCCCAGCUCCUCUGCGGGGACAGGGACCAGGGUUAAACUGUUCACA
Molecule: messenger RNA, 394 nt
Organism: Ceratotherium simum simum (southern white rhinoceros)
Lineage: Eukaryota; Metazoa; Chordata; Mammalia; Perissodactyla; Rhinocerotidae
Gene: APOC4
Product: apolipoprotein C4
Biological process (GO): positive regulation of triglyceride storage; triglyceride homeostasis
Cellular component (GO): very-low-density lipoprotein particle; high-density lipoprotein particle
Source: RefSeq, a predicted model, not a curated record